AUGAAAUACGUUUGCGUCUCUGGUGGUGUUAUUUCCGGUAUCGGUAAGGGUGUUCUUGCAUCGUCUACCGGUAUGCUGAUGAAGACAUACGGCCUCCGUGUUACUUCUAUCAAGAUCGAUCCUUACUUGAAUAUUGAUGCUGGUACGAUGUCUCCUUUGGAGCACGGAGAGUGCUAUGUGCUAGAUGAUGGUGGUGAGGUUGAUUUGGACUUGGGAAACUACGAGAGAUACCUCGGAAUUUCUCUCAACAGGCAGAACAACAUCACUACCGGUAAGAUUUACUCUACGGUGAUUAAAAGAGAGAGGAAAGGUGACUAUCUUGGUAAGACCGUCCAGGUCGUUCCACACAUCACGGACACGAUUCAGAACUGGAUCGAGAAGGUCGCCAAGAUCCCGGUUGACAACUCUGGUAUCGAGCCAGACGUGUGUAUUAUCGAAUUGGGAGGUACCGUUGGUGAUAUCGAGUCUGCCCCAUUCGUUGAGGCUCUCAGACAGUUCCAGUUCCGCGUGGGCCGUGAGAACUUCGCAUUGAUUCAUGUUUCACUGGUUCCAGUUGUCAGUGGAGAGCAGAAGACCAAACCAACGCAGGCUGCUAUCAAAGAGCUUAGAUCUCUUGGUUUGUACCCAGACAUGAUUGCCUGCCGUUGCAAGCAGAAGUUGGUGAAGAAGACCAUCGACAAGAUUGCCAUGUUCUGCCACGUGGGCCCAGAGCAGGUGUUGGCAGUGCACAACGUUUCUUCGACGUACCAUGUUCCAUUGCUCUUGAAGCAGGAGAAGGAGUUGGACUUUUUGGCAGAAAGAUUGCACUUGUCGGAGUUGAACAUCAGCGAUGAGAUGAAGAGCAAGGGGGAGAAGUUGCUCGAAGAUUGGACCCGCCUUACGACGCAGGAGGACCGGUCUUUCAAGAAGGUGACGAUCGCGAUUGUUGGAAAGUACACGAAUUUGCAUGACUCGUAUCUUUCCGUGAUCAAGUCCUUGGAGCACAGUGCCAUGCGUUGCUCCAGAAAGCUUGAGAUCGUCUGGGUUGAGUCGACGGACCUUGAGCCAGAGUGCGAGAUCAAGAACAAGGCCAACUUCCACAAGGCUUGGCAGGCCGUGUGUACCGCGGAUGGUAUUCUUGUUCCAGGAGGCUUUGGACACAGAGGUACCGAAGGUAUGAUUGCUGCCACCAAGUGGGCCAGGGAGAACAAGGUCCCAUUUUUGGGAGUCUGUCUCGGAUUGCAGAUUGCAGUCAUUGAGUUUGCCAGAAACGUUCUUGGCAAGGCCAGUGCCACAUCGCAGGAGUUUGACGAGAAUUCGGCCGAGGCUGACCGUGCCGUUGUGUACAUGCCUGAGAUAAGCAAGGAGACCAUGGGUGGAACCAUGAGAUUGGGAUCCAGAAAGACUGUUUUCCAGCCUGGAAGUGAGGACUCCGUCAUCAGAAAGCUGUACGGAGAUGCUGAGGUUAUCGAUGAGAGACACAGACACAGAUACGAGGUGAAUCCGGCCAUGUCCGAGGAGCUGGAGGAGAAAGGACUCAAGUUUGUGGGAAGAGACGAGACCGGUGAGAGAAUGGAGAUUUUCGAGCUUCAGGACCACCCAUUCUUUGUUGGAACCCAGUUCCACCCAGAGUACUUGUCCAAGGUGUUGGAUCCUUCUAGACCAUUCCUUGGUUUGGUUUCUGCUGCUGCUGGAAUCUUGGAUGAUGUGCUUUCUCAGGAUUUGUCCAGAAAGGAGAUCGACUUCUGA
This is a messenger RNA of Brettanomyces bruxellensis, 1728 nucleotides long. RefSeq names its product CTP synthase ura7 (gene URA7). Gene Ontology annotation, molecular function: identical protein binding; CTP synthase activity. Bases 1 to 1728 code for a protein of 575 amino acids. The transcript has a single exon. Lineage: Eukaryota; Fungi; Ascomycota; Pichiomycetes; Pichiales; Pichiaceae. Gene Ontology annotation, biological process: CTP biosynthetic process; pyrimidine nucleobase biosynthetic process. Gene Ontology annotation, cellular component: cytoophidium; cytoplasm. The record is from RefSeq and is a predicted model, not a curated record.